CCUCCCCAGGAAUCCCCUGACCAUGGGCACCAUGAUGGCAUCUAACACCACAAGGGAGAAGCUGGGCCCUGGGCUCCAGGCUGGGCUUUGGUUCUCCCUCAUGCUGGGAGGCCUCAUUGUUGGUGCCAACCUGCUCCUGGCAGCGGGGAUCGCCCGAAACCGCCACCUCCGAAGACCCCCAGCCGGCUGCUUCUUCCUAAGCCUGCUGAUGGCUGGAUUGUUCACAGGGCUAGCCCUACCCACACUGCCUGGGCUGUGGAGUCAGAGUAGGCAUGACUACUGGCCCUGCCUCCUCCUCCACCUAGCCCCCAACUUCUCCUUCCUCUCUCUGCUCGCCAACCUCCUUCUGGUGCACGGUGAACGCUACCUGGCCAUUCUGAGGCCCCUCCGCCCUCCCCGAGGAACCCGCUGGGCCUUACUGGUGGCAUGGACCGCCCCCCUGCUCUUUGCCAGCCUGCCUGCCUUGGGCUGGAAUCACUGGGCACCUGGUGCCAACUGUACAUCCCAGACCAUCUUCCCUGCCCCUUACCUCUACCUGGAAGUUUAUGGCCUUCUAUUGCCCUCCGUGGUGGCUGCUGCCCUCCUCUCUGCCCGGGUGCUGGCCACCGCCCGGCACCAGCUUCAGGUCAUCCGCCGGCUGGAGAGGGCGGUGUACCGUGGUGCCCCCUCAGCACUGGCACGGGCCCUGGCCUGGCGCCAGGCAAGGGCACGGGCAGGUGCCACCCUGCUAUUUGGGCUGUGCUGGGGCCCCUAUGUUGUAGCCCUCCUCCUCUCAGUGCUGGCAUUUGAGCAACGACCCCCCUUGGGACCUAGUACCCUCCUGGCACUCAACUCUUUGGGCAGUGCCAGCGCCGCUCUGGUACCCGCAGCCAUGGGGCUCGGGGACCGCAAGUACACAGCCCCUUGGAGGGACGCCGGACUGAGGUGCUGGGGAGCCCUCCGAUCGGCUGCCUGUGGGAGAUCCCAGCCGGGACCCGGAGCCACAGACCAAGAUGGCGCCACGUGCAGGGCGAACGGCUGAGUCGGGAGUCAGGGGUGACUCCAAGGCCCCUUUGCAGGGCUCCUAAUGACACUUGUGUGUUCCCCACCUCCAAGGGGUGUCUCCGAGCUGACUCUUGCGUCUGACCCGACACUGGAAGAUGGAGCCUUCUAGAGUCUAAGUUGCCACUCCCUC
Molecule: messenger RNA, 1174 nt
Organism: Dromiciops gliroides (monito del monte)
Lineage: Eukaryota; Metazoa; Chordata; Mammalia; Microbiotheria; Microbiotheriidae
Gene: GPBAR1
Product: G protein-coupled bile acid receptor 1
Exons: 1
Coding region: 23-1021 (332 amino acids)
Biological process (GO): G protein-coupled receptor signaling pathway
Cellular component (GO): membrane
Molecular function (GO): G protein-coupled bile acid receptor activity
Source: RefSeq, a predicted model, not a curated record